Molecule: messenger RNA, 339 nt
Organism: Torulaspora globosa
Lineage: Eukaryota; Fungi; Ascomycota; Saccharomycetes; Saccharomycetales; Saccharomycetaceae
Gene: PFD1
Product: prefolding complex chaperone subunit
Exons: 1
Coding region: 1-339 (112 amino acids)
Biological process (GO): protein folding
Cellular component (GO): cytoplasm; prefoldin complex
Molecular function (GO): protein folding chaperone
Source: RefSeq, a predicted model, not a curated record
AUGUCUGCUACACCGUUCAUACAGGAGCUAACUGCAAAUCUGAGAGCUUCCAAGGCUCAAUUACAGUCUGUCGAGCAGCAAUUAGGCUUGCUGGAGAGGCAGGAGAAACUGGCUAAGUUGACCACGCAGGAACUAGCAACGUAUCCAACAGACAAGGUGUGGAGAUCGUGUGGGAAAGCUUUCAUUUUGCAGGAAAAGUCCAAAUAUAUCGACGAUUUGAAACACGAUCAAAGCGUUGUGCAGGAGCAGACCAAGACUCUGAAGAUCAAGAAGAAUUACCUCGAGACAACGGUGGAGAAGACCGUGGAUAAUCUGAAAGCUGCCAUUGAGAGUAAAUGA